AUGUCCGCUGCCACCGCAAAGAAACCGCCCGCCGCGGGAGUCGGUCGCGUUUCUUCGACAGAUUCCCCAUCGUCGCCUACUGCGUCUCCCACGAGAACACCCACGCGCUCCUCCACGCCCACCGCUGCUUCUGCUGCGCGCAGAGCGCCCGCUCGAUCAGGGACGCCUGUGUCCGCUCGCGCAGCCGCCGCAAGAAGAGAUACCCUGAGCAACAGCAACAACGGCAACGCCGAAGCCGAGGAGGCUGCGAGGGCCGAGACCGUUGCGCUGCUGGACGACCUCAAGGAGCGUCUCUCCAAGGCCGAAGUCUCAUCCGAUCAGUACAGGAAACAGGUCGAAGUGCUAGAGACGAGACUGGACGAUGCCAUCAAGGAAUCCUCCAAGCUAGAGGAGAAGGUGCAUGAGGCGGAAGAGCAAAUCGAGACGCUGCAAAACGAGAAGAGAGAUGCCGCCAAGAAGAUGCGCGAGAUGGAGGCGAUCUACGAGGCCGAGCGCAGCUCAAUGACCAAGGAGAAGGAAGAGAUGUCCAACAGAGAGGAGGAGAUGCAGACCAUUAUCCAGAGGCUGAAGGACAACCUGUCGCAGCGAGCCAGCGACGAGGAGGGCCGCCCAUCACGGCAAUCCGCAACGUCGUCACCAAACGUCGACAAUGGCAGCUUCGCUCCCCCUUCGUCCUUGAACCGUAGCGACUCCCGGAACAAUUCCAAGAUCUUGCUUCAGAAGGACAAGCUGAUCGAGUCGUUGAGGCUUGAACUGGCAGAGGCCCAGAUCAAGUUGGUGGAAUCCGAGAACCAGGGCGGUGGCAGGCUGCAAGAGGUGGAAAGGCUACUGAUGGAAGCCCGCAUGGCCAAUGCCCGCCUCAUGGAAGACAAUGAGAGCUAUCAACUGCUUCUCCAGGAGAAAACCCUCAAUGGCGACUUCUCCAAGAACGAUUUCAGCUACAUGGGAGUAUCCGCCAACCAGGAUGCGCUCAACGCGCUUGAGGGUCGCCCUGGCGGUGCGAGCCUGGCGGAUGAGCUGUCCGAGGAUGCAUCCGACGCUGGCAACGAUAACGACCAUGUCCGCCGCCUCGAGUCAGAGCUCAAGUCCAUGAAGGACCAGAACAAAGCGCUCACGCUCUACAUCAACAAGAUCAUUGAGAGACUCCUCCAGCACCAAGACUUCGAGCACAUUCUGGACACUUCUAGUGAGCCCAAGCCACCAAGCGCCAACACCAACAAAGACCUCCCGCCCCCACCGCCAAAGGAGGGCGCUUCCGGAGCAUCGCUAUUGCAACGGGCGAAGACCAUGGCUGUCGGACCAAACAAGGCCAGACCAAGGCCCAUGUCUUACAUGCCUUCGGCACAGCCAGCCAACUCAGCACAUACCGAUCCGGAGACGGCACCUAGCAUUCCUAUCGGGAACCUGACCCGUUCCUCCAGCACUCGCCGUGCGCGCCCGAUGAGCGAGCAAUUCACCGGCGUCAACCUCGUCAACCAGAUGUACAGAGGACCGGAUGGCCCCAUCUCGCCACCGCUUGGCUCCCCUCGCACCCCGCGAACUUCGCAGACCUUCUUUGGCGGCAACCCCAACGCGGCGGCGCGGGCACCCAGCGGCCAGCAGGCACCGACGGCAGGAAACUUCCCCGGGAUGCGCAGCGAAACGUCGAGCACGAGCGGUGACUCAAAUGACCUGGCCACGCCCCCCUCGCAGUCGCCUCCUCGGUCCCACCACGAGAAGCAGACCACCUUUGCUGGCAACAAACCCCGCCCUCUGCGCCUGGUGCAGGAGAACAACGAAGCCAAGCAGGAGAAUAACAAGCGAUCCAGCUGGAUUGGCUGGGCCUCGGGCUGGGGCAAGAAGGAUGAGUCCCCUCCGGCCGCAUCCAACGAGGCCAUUCCCGAGUAA
Colletotrichum spaethianum is the source of this 1887-nucleotide messenger RNA. RefSeq lists its product as uncharacterized. The coding region runs from base 1 to 1887 and encodes 628 amino acids. Lineage: Eukaryota; Fungi; Ascomycota; Sordariomycetes; Glomerellales; Glomerellaceae. The record is from RefSeq and is a predicted model, not a curated record. The transcript is spliced from 2 exons.